Molecule: messenger RNA, 936 nt
Organism: Papilio polytes (common Mormon)
Lineage: Eukaryota; Metazoa; Arthropoda; Insecta; Lepidoptera; Papilionidae
Product: transmembrane protein 147
Exons: 4
Coding region: 175-861 (228 amino acids)
Source: RefSeq, a predicted model, not a curated record
AUGAACUGUUAACUGUCAAGGGACAAAUGUCAAGUACCUGAUUUGCUGCCCGUUCCCGUGCCCAAUACCUUCAUGCAUUGUUGAAUUCUUCGUGGUGAUCAAUGAUAAUAGCAUUAAUUAGAUUAGUAUUUAACAUAUUAGAUUUAAAUUCACAAUAGCAAAGAAAAAUCCAAAAUGACUCUUUAUCAUUUUGGAAACUGUUUGGCGCUGGUGUAUGCGCCAUAUCAUAUGGCUUACAAGUUUUCGGGGAUAUCAGAAUAUGCUUCGUUUUCUAAAUGUGUAUAUGCAGGGGUUUUGUAUAUUUUCACACAAUUGUGUAAAAUGUUGGUGCUCGCCACUUUCUUCCCAGAUUCUGAUAGUCAAAUGAAUGGAGAAUAUGAUGUUUUUCUUGAGCUCCUGAAAGCUACAGUAGACUUUGCAGACUUGUUUGGGAUGUAUUUUGCUCUGAACUCGGUGCCGGGCAAAGCUCAUGCAAAGAUUCUAACAACUGCAAUUGGUUGGGCGAGUGCAGAGGUGGCGGUGAGCCGCAGCGUGUCGCUGUGGGUGGGCGCGCGCGGCGCGGAGUUCGACUGGCGGCACGUGCGCUCGUGCGCGGAGGCCAACGUGGCGCUGCUGCAGCACGCGGCGAGCGCGGCGCUGGUGUGGCUGUGCGCGCGCCGCGACCUGCCGCGCGCGCUGGCGCCGCCCGUGCUGGCGCUGGCCGCGCUCACGCCGUACCGCGCGCUGCUGGAGGACGCGGCGGCGGCGCUGCUGGCGCUGGCCGCGUGGCCGCUGCUGGCGCUGCGCGCGCUGCACGCCGCGGCCCUGGCGCUCGUCACGCUCGCCUUCUACGCCAUAAUGGCGCAACAAUCCUCCGUGUGACUGGAACCAAUACUACUUUUAUUUAUUAUUCUAUGUAUUUAAAUAGAUGUAAUUAUAGAUGAAAUUGCAUUUAAA